AUGAGGCAGCCGGAGGCAGCCGGCAACAGCGACCCCUUGGAGAACUUCCGCAGCCGGCCGGGACAACAGGUCUACCCAGCACCGGCCGAAAUACGACUAAGUCCCGCCGGAUCCGGGAGCACUCCCAGCCGAGCCGACGGGCAACCCGUGCCCCGUGGUCUGCCUGCUGACACGCUGAACUGGCGAAACAGCGCCCCCGCCCCCGCCCCCGCCCCGUCCCACCCACGCCCUCCUGAGACCCUACACAGCCCGGCCCCCCUGGCCCCGAUGCGGCUCGCCCCGCCCCGCCCAGCGGGGGCCGUGGGGGCUCGGUGCCGAGGCGCCCGGGGCCGGCACGAAGCCGCCGGCCCUUGGGCCCUCGUCCGCACACAGACACAGAUACAGCGCCACACCCACCGACCCCCCCCCCGCCCCGUGCGCACGCUCACUCCCCAAGGUCAUCCUUCAGGCCACCACACCGCCCCCUCGCCGCCCCCCGCCACCUGCCCCCGCCCCCCCGCCGGGCGGCGGGGCACGCCCACCCGCCCGCCCGCCUGCCUGCUGCCCGUCCGCAUGCACGCUCUCGCGUGCCCUCACUCCCUGGCCCUGGCCCCGUCCCCGUCCCCGCCACCGCCCCCUGCCCUUACCCCUGCCCUUGCCGUCUCUGUCGGAGCCGCCCACGCCCGUCGGCGGUUGGGGGCGCCCCACCCAGCCUCUCCCAUCAGCCUCCCUGGCGCCCGCCGGGUGCCCCACGAUCAUGCGGUACGCGACGGGGGAGAGGCGGCGCCGCAUCCGUCCGCCCCUCCGGCUCCCAACCACGAGCGGCGCUCCUCACCGGGCCCGCCCGCGGACGGGCGGGCGGCCGGCUAUCGCGAGCCCACCGAGGCGCCGGCGGCGCUGCGGUAUCGCUACGUCUAG
Molecule: messenger RNA, 897 nt
Organism: Melospiza georgiana
Lineage: Eukaryota; Metazoa; Chordata; Aves; Passeriformes; Passerellidae
Product: atherin-like
Exons: 4
Coding region: 1-897 (298 amino acids)
Source: RefSeq, a predicted model, not a curated record